AAAACAAGCCGAGGCAAAAUCUACAAAAUUAGAGAGCAAAGAAACGAUUUAUAGACCUAACUCCCCGGCCAAGAAAGAAACAAACAACGAUUUCUGCGAAGGCUGCAAUUCUCUAAUAGUCAAGCGAAUAAAGACUGCGUUUGCUGCUGCUGCUGUAUAGGGUUCCGGGCGGCCAAUUAUUCUGGAUCUCAACGCCGGCGAUCACCAUGGUUCUUCUACAGCCAGACCCUUUUCUCAAUGAGCUUACAAGCAUGUUCGAGCACAGCACUGAAAAAGGCUCUAUCUGGGUCACUCUUAAACGAUCGUCAUUGAAGUCUAAGGUCCAGAGGAAUAAGAUGAAAACUGCCGGAGAAGAAAUCGAGUAUCGAUGUCUUAUUCGCGCAACGGACGGGAAAAAGACGAUUUCAACUUCAGUGUUAAAGUUAUUGAUUAUUAUCUACGUACUUAGACAACUCAAUAAUGUUGAUGUUGAUGGUCUGCAUAACGAAUGGCCUUUUAUGGCAAGAGUACUCUGCAGAUGGUACGUAGGCUUUGUAAAUUUCCUUUUUCCAAAUAUUCCCAUCGUUAGAAGAUAAAAUAACACACAUAUUUCUACGAAAAUAGUGCUUGAAGAGGACUUUAUGGUGGAAUUAUUUACUGUUGCCUGGUCUAUGCUAGAUUAGAGUUGAUAAAAAAUUAGCUUAUAAUUAUAUACAUUGGGGUAAGGUAAGAAGGGUUGAAUUCAGUAUAGAGAAGUGCUGAGUGUUUGGUGCGGUGUAUUUUUUAUGGAUGAUUUUUCACCUGUCCAUCUUUUUGAGUUAUUCCUGCAUUUACCAUGCAGUAUCGAGUAUUUAGGCUUUAUUCUCAGUUUAAGAAAGUUUAGGCUUUGUGUAAUGCUCUUAGCCUCUUACUAUCAGAGCAGUUUUUAAAUUCUGCUUCUAGUUUGGAUGCUCUUUUGAUUGGUACAGUUGAUGCCAUCUCUUUAAGAGUACAAUUGAAGAGUCAAAUGCCUGUCAGAGCACUAAAUUUGACAAAGCUAGAGGAAACAGAAAAUUGUAUGUUAAAAUAGGCCGUAAGAUUACUAGAACCUGUUGUAGAUCAAUAACUUUGAAUAGCCAUACUAUCAUAAACUUGAUAAAAAUAUAGAAGUUUUCCCCGUAGAAUUUCUGCCAAUUCAGGGCCUGGGUGGGGAUAAAUAGAAGAGUAGAAAAAUUACUUGAGGACCAUAUUGAUGUUUUAAGGAUUGAAACUAACUAAUAUGACAUAUUUAAUAUUUCUCCCUGUGGGUUUUUAGUCUUUGUACUCAAAUUUGAUAGGCUUUGAGAAAGACUUAAUUCAUAUCCGUCAAGGUCUUUUUUUUUUCUCUUGUAAGAUUUUGAUGCUAUGCAUAUAUUUUUUCAAUUGAGCCUGGCUGAUUAUUUUCCUGG
Ziziphus jujuba (common jujube) is the source of this 1406-nucleotide messenger RNA. RefSeq names its product signal recognition particle 14 kDa protein. Gene Ontology annotation, molecular function: 7S RNA binding; endoplasmic reticulum signal sequence receptor activity. Bases 207 to 575 code for a protein of 122 amino acids. The record is from RefSeq and is a predicted model, not a curated record. The transcript is spliced from 4 exons. Lineage: Eukaryota; Viridiplantae; Streptophyta; Magnoliopsida; Rosales; Rhamnaceae. Gene Ontology annotation, cellular component: signal recognition particle, endoplasmic reticulum targeting. Gene Ontology annotation, biological process: SRP-dependent cotranslational protein targeting to membrane.